AUCUAAGCACGACUUUUUCAAAUGUGAUCCCUUAUGUAACUAUAUAUCUAUUAGUAGUUGGCAUCGUCCUCCUAGCUCAUUGCCUCUCUCGAUAUAACUCUAUUCCUUAUCUCGAUCUCUUUUUCUCUUUUCUUUUGCAUUACUUAUCUCAAUGGGAUCAACCACGGCGGGCGUUCUCUUCCUUCUCCUUCUAGCGGGAGCCCCUGCCGUCUUGGCCGUGACUUUUAAGGUCGGUGAUGUUGCUGGCUGGACCAGUGGUGUCGAUUACACGACUUGGGUCACUGGAAAGACAUUCAGAGUCGGUGACACUCUAGAGUUCAAGUACGGUCCUUCACACUCUGUGUCCGUUGUGAAUAAAGCUGGCUUCGAUGCCUGCGACAGUAGCGGAGCUACGCAAAGCUUCUCAGGCGGAGAUACUAAGAUCAAUCUUACAACAGUUGGAACUAUACACUUCAUUUGCCCUACUCCUGGUCAUUGCCUAGGUGGCAUGAAACUCGCCGUUCCCGUCCUUGCUCCGGCCACUCCUUCCCCAAAAUCUCCACCGCUUGCCCCACGCUCUCCGCGUAAACCUAAGACUCCAUCUCCAUCAGAGUCGCCCUCCCCUUCGCCGUCCUUGCCGACUUCAACAACCCCUUCUCCGUCAAACGCAGCGUUUAAGGGAGUCACGGUGAGCUAUGGAAUGAUGGGGCUCACCAUGUUACUGAUAUUUGUUGCCAUGAGCUAAAUUACAUAGUGUACAGAGCUUUGUUUGCUCAAUAUUGUUUUUUGGUCUGGAUCUUUGUAACUACUAUUACUACACUACUAUCACCUGCUUUUGUUUCUAAUGAUUUUUUCCUUGUCAUUUUCAUUUUUGUAAUUG
Molecule: messenger RNA, 859 nt
Organism: Raphanus sativus (radish)
Lineage: Eukaryota; Viridiplantae; Streptophyta; Magnoliopsida; Brassicales; Brassicaceae
Product: uclacyanin-3-like
Exons: 2
Coding region: 152-724 (190 amino acids)
Cellular component (GO): plasma membrane
Molecular function (GO): electron transfer activity
Source: RefSeq, a predicted model, not a curated record